Molecule: messenger RNA, 5951 nt
Organism: Penaeus indicus
Lineage: Eukaryota; Metazoa; Arthropoda; Malacostraca; Decapoda; Penaeidae
Product: rab-like protein 6
Exons: 14
Coding region: 177-2453 (758 amino acids)
Cellular component (GO): nucleus; cytosol
Molecular function (GO): GTP binding
Source: RefSeq, a predicted model, not a curated record
UAAGGGAAUCGAGUGCCGCGCCAGGAAGCGAAUAAGGAAUCCAACACCACAAGCCGGGGCGACCUGGACCCAAACGUCACUUCGUCUAUACUUGACAACAGAGUCAGCUGGGAUCCACAAUCAGCUGGUCUCGGGUGGCAGCAAGUGCGUGAUCCUGGGACAGUAAGGGGCUUAAGAUGUUUUCCGCCCUGCGCAAGUUGACGGGCCGGGGAGCAGAUGGCCCUCUUACCCCUACGUCACCUCCGGGGGGGGUGCAGGCGAUGGCCGCCUCCUUACAGCGUCGAUUUGCACGCGGCGUCCAGUAUAACAUGAAAAUAGUUAUAAGGGGAGAUCGGAAUGUAGGGAAGUCCUGUCUCUUCAAACGCCUUCAAGGUCAGCCGUUUUGUGAGGAUUAUGUGCCUACAGAGGAAAUUCAGGUGGCCAGCAUACAGUGGAGUUACAAAGCUACAGAUGAUGUUGUGAAAGUUGAAGUGUGGGAUGUUGUUGAUAAAGGGAAGAAGAAGAAGAAGAUGGAAGGUUUGAAGUUGGAUAAUACAUCUUUGGAGUUUGAAGAACCAGCUCUUGAUGCAGAGUUCCUAGAUGUUUACAAAGGAACCAACGGGGUCAUCCUUAUGCUUGACAUGACAAAAAACUGGACAUUUGACUACGUCCGACGGGAAAUUGAAAAUGUGCCUAGUCAUAUUCCAAUCCUGGUUCUGGCCAAUCACAGGGACAUGGGCCAUCAUCGUGUUGUGUCUGAAGAUGAUGUGAAGUUUUUCAUUGAGAGCUUGGAGAGACCUGAAGGCGCAGCUGAUGUCCGGUACACAGAAUCCUCCAUGCGCAAUGGCUUUGGUCUGAAGCUGCUGCACAAGUUCUUCAACCUGCCGUUCCUGCAGCUGCAACGAGAAACUCUCCUGCGCCAGCUGGAGACCAACACUGCAGAGAUAGACGCGACCAUUCAGGAACUAGAGCUCUACCAAGAGAGUGACGACGCAAACUAUGAUGUAUUUUUGACUCAGCUGACUGAUCGACGAAGAGCAGCGGCAGAAUCGGUUGCCCCAGUUGCACAGGUUGCAGCCCCAAUCAACACGUCACCCAUUCCGCAGUCACGAUCCAUAAACAGCAUGGCAUCUGCAACAUCUCCCCCUCCCACAGUAAAUGGUCCUAAUAGCUUAGCUGUUGCAAAGUCAGUGUCAGUUCCAGUCAGUCUAGCGUCAUCUGCUUCAAGUACACAGUCCAGCCCUCGGCCCACAGAUCGAGUAUCACCUCAAGUGCCAACACCAGCCACACAAACAGCCAAGACGCCGGCAACAACACCACAAGCAUCUAAGGCAACCACAGCCACAACCCCAACCACAGCACCAAGCACUAGCACUAACAACAGCAGCAGCAACAGCAGUAGCAACAGUCCCUCCAGCGGUGCACAAAACUCGAGCAGCCAGAGUCCAGAGAAAACACAAGAGAAGACUAGCUUUAUGUCUCGAAUUUUCAACAAGAACAAAGACCCAGAACCUGCAGUGGAGGCAACGGCUGACUGCGUCAUACCAACAGUAGGAUCUGUGGACCCCGUCUCUGUGGACGACUUUGUACCUGAUGGCGGCAAGUUAGAUCAGUCCUUCUUGAGCGAUGUCCUCACCUCCUCUGGCAAAGAACCCACCCCCCCUGCCGAAGAGGACAGUGAGGAAGAAUGUGAUGGAAAUCCAAUGGUGUCAGGCUUCCAAGUGGACCUAGACCCAGAUGACCUCAACCUCGGGUCAAAUGUAGAAAUUGCCGCAGACGAAGACUUUGAAGACGACUCAGUGGGAAUCUUUUCAAAAGUAGACUCUGUGCUUGAUAGUAAAAGUGACGAGAAAGAGGUAAGAACUUCCAAGAAGCCAAAGAAUAACAAACGGAAAGUUAGUGAUAGUGAGAAACUAAACUGUGAAAAUGACGUUUCAGUAGCCUUGUCCAAAUUAGGCCUUGAGGGGUCCCCAGACACUCACAGCAAUAAAGAGGCUGGGAUUGUACUUAACUCUGGACACUGUGAUGGGGAAGAGCAAGCUAAGGAGGACAAGCUAGACGACUGGCUGAACUCGGAAGAAGGAACGAUAGCCAAUCCUUAUAUAUCCACUGCGACGGACAUGCCGGAAGGAGCUACUUUGGAUGACUCUGAUGAUAACCAAGGUUCCACAGUGGAGACGUGCAAAGGCGUGGAGAAGAUGAGUCACCACAGCUGUAGCACAUCGAGGAGCGAGAGCCCAACGGAACUCUCAGACCGCAAGAAGAAGCAUAAGAAGAAGGAUAAAGAAAGGAAGGAAAAGGAUGAUGAUAAGUCAUCUAAGAAACACAAGAAGAAGAGCAAAGAUAAAGACAAGGAGAAGGACGGAGACAAGAAGAAGAAGAAGAAGAGGCGAGACAAAGAGAAGGACGACCUCGAGGAGUUCUUCGGAGCCUCGCCAGAGAAGGAGUUUGACGAGGCAUACGAAGCCAUCUGAAUAAUCCGGCCAUUCCCUGUUCCCCUUUAGUUCGUCCAAAUAGUAUUUACGUAGAAGCUUCCAGUUCGGUCUUAUGGAUAGUAUUUUCUUAUUUAUAUAGUCGGUAAGGUAUGGGAUGGACUGUUAUGUAUGUGUAUCAGUCAGAGAGUUUGUUAUUUGUGCUUGGACAGUACAGUGUAAAUGAACCUUUGGAGAUGUAGAUUUUUUUUUUUUUUUUUUUUUUUUUCUUCUUCUUUGGAAUAAGGACUUGGAAUUUUACACUAUUUGUAUUGAGUAAUUGUGAUUCAAAACCAUUACCACUGUUAUGAAAGUGAAUCAUCUUUAUCAAAGAUUAAUAUGUAAAGUUUUGACAGUGUAUGAUAAGAAGGAAUGCCCAAUGCCUUUUCUUGACAGUGUAAGCCAUUAUAUAACUUUUUUCUUUUUUUCAUUUUGGAUGAUGUCAUUAGGAAAAAGAAUGGUCUUUGGAAAACUGCUUAUUAUUAUUAUUAUAUAUAUAUAUUUUUUUUCAGAAUUGCAAAUAUUUUCUAUUUUCCUUUAUUAAUUUAUUCUUUUUUAUGGGUUUGGGCAAUGCUGACUAUAUGUUAAACACUGAUUUCCAUAUAAGAGUAUUUUAUAAAUAACACUCCAUUGAUGCAUUUCUAAGAUUUUUAUCACUGGAGAAUAUAAAUGUAAAAUUGAGAAUUGUUAGUGGAAACAAUGAACAUAAGAUGCUAGUUGAGAUAGCUGGAUAUUUUAUAUUUCAUCAAUGAUUUUGCUAUUCCAAAUUGACAUGACAUUAUAGAUAUAGGCAAAAAUCUUGACAAAAAUAAGUACUUCUAUAUUUAUAUAUAAGAUGGAAAAAUUAGAGACAAGUUUCAUAGUAACAUCAUCAUUUGUAAAGUGGUGAUGAAAGAGAAGAGAAAAUAGUCUUACUGUUUACUGAAGGUGCCAUGCGAAUAAUUUAAGGAGAGGAACACAGCAUUUUUACCCUUUGUGUCAUAAAAAAUUACUUUUGUGUGUUUUUGUUAUUGUUGCCAAUUUUUUACACCAUUAUCAUCGUCAUCGUCAUCAUCCAAAAUACGACUGGUUUAAAUCAGUCCCUGUUAUUCUCUUCCCAAGUCCACCAUCAAUACUUAUGUCGCCAGUUUCAUUAUUUUUAUUAUUGCUUUAUGUUUCUCUUUCCAAUAAUUAUAUUCAGUAUUGUUACCAUUAUUGUUUUAUUGGUUAUCAUUAUCACAUCAUCAUAUUAGAUGCAUCAAAAUCAUACGAGGGCUGUGACGGAAGAUUUCACAGUGGUCAUACAUGCUGGAUCACAAUUUGUAAACGCACCAAUGUAAGUUUUCCUCUCCUUGCUUGCGUAUGUUGACUAAUAAUGUUGUGGCCUCGGCUUUAGUUAAUCUGAGCUUGAGAAAUCUAAAGAUAAGCUUUGGCCAGAGUAACAAAGUGUUUGCUAUAUCCUUUAAUUUGAUAUGUGUUACUGAGAAGCAGUCAUUGUCUGGUAGUCAUUUCUAUCCAUGAUUAUUGCAAUUUAUUUUUUUCUUCUUCAGAAUCAGAGCCAUUUAAUAAUCAUUGUAUGGACGUGAUAUAGAGUGAACUGUCUAUGAGUGUUAAACUGGAAUGAUAUUACUUUCCUCUGAUUGUCAUCAUCAGUAUUGUUGUGGGUAUAGUUAUUCUCCAUAUGGUUAUUGGUAACUUAAUUGUUAAUGUGUUAAUUGUUGAGUAUAACAUGUUUAUGUUUACAUUUGUCAUUAGAGUUGGUGUGAAGCUAUUUAGGUGUAGAUUAUUUGUUAUGAUUUUUUUUUUCCCAUAUGCAAAGAAAAAAAGAAGGGAAGAUGUUAUGAAAUGGGAAAUCUUGAGAGUGUCUGAAAAGAAAGAUGGAUCAGCUGUAGCGGAUAGCCAUUGUGUCUUGUGUUGACCCACGUGUCGUUCGUGUAGAAUGUUCUCAGACUACCCUGUGCUGGUUGGUUUUGGGGUUUGAGUUUUGUUCUUAUUGUUUUCAUGAUUCUUUUGCCAAAUAUUAGUACUUAAUUGCAUGCAUACAUACAUAUGUAUGUAUACAUCUUCUCUUGUGCAUCUAUGCACACAUGUGCACAGGAAGGAAUGCACACGAAGACAUCUACAAGCAUAUACAUAAAUGCAUGUAUGUACACAAGCAUACACAUCCACAGCUACACAUAGAUACAUGUGCACACCCACACCCAUAAACAACCAUACCUACCCCCACACUCUUACCCACCCACACCCACUCCCACCCAUUCUGUCACACACACACGUGCACACAUGCACACACGCACACACACACACACACACACACGCACACACACACACACACACACACACACACAGACACACACACACACACACACACACACACACACACACACACACACACACACACACAUACAGACACACACACAUACAUACACAUACAAAAAAAAAAAAAAAAUGCAGUAGAAUUAUAAUUAUUAGAUUUGAAUAUUACAAAUUGUAUAGCAUUAUUGUUUAUUAAUUUGAAGCAGCCCUAUUUUUGUAGAGAUCAAAAGUCAUCAAGGUGUUUUUUACUCUUUAAUUUGUUUAUUAGGAAGACCCUGUAUUAUGGCCUUAUUUUAGUACAAAUAUAAAUUAAUUGGUUUCUAUCCUUUACUUUUUCUAGGGAUAGUGUAAAUAGAUCACCUAUAGUCAGUUUUAUAUAAAGGGAUUGUGCCAUUGCACUUUGAAUCUUAGGAUUUUAAAAUAGAAAUGGGAUAAAAUUAUAACCCGGUUUUAGGCCCCGCGUGAAAUUACUCGCGCAUGUUGGUUCAUGCAGAAAGUUGUUUAUACUAGAGUAUUUAAAUUUUUUUUCUACCACUGCUUGCUUUCAGUUUGUGCCCUUUUGUAUACCUGGUUUAUUUAUCACUAACUUCUUGCAAGCGUCGCCGAGCAAAAGCAGAUGUGAAUCUCGUAACACGGAAGCUCAAAUUCACAGUCCCGUAGGCUCUCCCUAUAAUUUCUUCGUCAGGGUUUUUUGGUUAAUGGCCGCCUUUAAUUACGCGAUGACUUUGCGUUACAAGGGAAAGGGGGUUAGGUAUUUCGUCUUUUUUUUUCUAACUCUCUCUUAUUUAUGAUUAAGCUUCUAAUUCUUGUAACUAAUGAUUUUGUUCUGAUAUUUUUGUUUAUAUGAAAAGUAUGAUAAUGAUAAUAAUAAUAAAAAAAAUUGUUAAUACAUGUUCUCAUGAUGAAACCGGUGUGAAUUAUGUACAUUUGAAAAAUUGAAGGUUGGUGAAUGUUCAGGUCUGAUUAGAAUUAAGAAUUAGGUACUUUAGGAUUGAUACAUUAAAAUUUACCAAGAUUGUGUUAGUUUGGUUCUUGGAUGAUGAAUUGUACCUUGUUUUGCAAUAUGAAGUUUAUAUAUAUAUAUAUGAUCAGGGAAUCAGUUCCUAUUUUGAAGAUGGUUAUUUGAGUGUAAAAAAAAAUUAAUGUGAUGUUAGGGAUAGAAUGUAUAUGCUGGAACUUUUUUGAAUAUUACAGAACAUGUGAUUU